AUGGGGAGGACCAGGCGCGUGACGGUUGCGACGACAGCAGACAUCCCACAGGUCGUGGAGAGGCCACCCCCAGCCCUGGACUCUCCAGUGGAAGUGUCUAGAGCUUCCUCCUUCGACUGGAAGGACCACUGGUACCCCAUCGCCUUCACCAAGGACAUUGGCAGCGCGCCCUACCCCUUCACGCUGCUGGAGGAGCCCAUCGUGCUGUGGCGCGACGGGGCGGGCGAGUACCAGUGCCUGGCGGACUCCUGCCCCCACCGCCUGGUCCCGCUGAGCGAGGGGCGUGUGGCCCCCGACGGCACGCUGCAGUGCGCCUACCACGGCUGGCAGUUCCGCGGCGACGGCGCCUGCACCCUGAUCCCGCAGGGUGGCGACCCCGCCUCGCCCCGCGCCUGCGCCCGCUCCUACGCCUGCCGCGCCGCCCAGGGCCUGGGCGGCUGGCUGGCCUUUGGCGACAUGUGGCGCGACCUGCCCUACGACGCGGUCACCCUGAUCGAGAAUGUGAUCGACGCGGGGCAUGUGCCCUUCACCCACCACGCCACCGUCUCCAAGCGCACCAGCAGCGGCAGCUUCGCCGACCUGGCGGUCACCGAGCGCAGCGAGGCCGGCUUCCGCGGCCUGUGGCCCAGUGGGCCGCGCCGGGGCGCGCUGGGGCCGCAGGCCACUGAGUGGCGGGGGCCCAACCUCAUGCGCCACACCAUCGAGGCGCAGGAGACGCGCGGCUUCUCCAACAUCACCGCCGUCUACGCCGUGCCCAUCGCGCCGGGGCGGUGCCGCGCCAUCGUGCGCCAGCCCUUCAAGUUCAAGAACCGGGUCAUCCCCGCGGUCAUGGGCCUGGUGCCGCGCUUCGCCACGCACCUAGAUGCGCUGAAGAUUCUGGACGACGAUGUCGUCUUCCUGCACCUGCAGGAGGAGAAGGUGGUCAAGGCGGGACUGGCCACCAAGCCGCCGGGCCAGGUGGGGGUGUUUUGGAGGGGGCAUGUCUGGGAGUCGGGGGAGGGAGUUUGUGUGGGCUGUGCGGGCCAGUGA
This is a messenger RNA of Auxenochlorella protothecoides, 1029 nucleotides long. RefSeq names its product Pheophorbide a oxygenase, chloroplastic. NCBI's taxonomy places the organism in Eukaryota, Viridiplantae, Chlorophyta, Trebouxiophyceae, Chlorellales, Chlorellaceae. Gene Ontology annotation, molecular function: 2 iron, 2 sulfur cluster binding; chlorophyllide a oxygenase activity. The transcript is spliced from 3 exons. The coding region runs from base 1 to 1029 and encodes 342 amino acids. The record is from RefSeq and is a predicted model, not a curated record.